Acytostelium subglobosum LB1 is the source of this 216-nucleotide messenger RNA. RefSeq lists its product as hypothetical. The annotation marks the transcript as partial. The record is from RefSeq and is a predicted model, not a curated record. The transcript has a single exon. NCBI's taxonomy places the organism in Eukaryota, Evosea, Eumycetozoa, Acytosteliales, Acytosteliaceae.
AUGGUCCCCUUCCCUCCUUUUUGGUUCGUCAAGGACCUGGCCUGGUCUUCACCCUCGACCGAUAUAUAUUCACUCACCCAAAGGAUAGAUCAAACUGGUUGUUGGAUGGACGCUUUGGACCAUGGAGUCCAUGAUGCCAUCCCAAGGCGAUGCUUUUGGAAUAGUUCCAAAAUCAAUCCAGUCCAUUUUGUCCAGGGAAACAAACACUCGACCAAC